Cyclocybe aegerita is the source of this 1119-nucleotide messenger RNA. The record is from the annotation of a GenBank genome assembly. Lineage: Eukaryota; Fungi; Basidiomycota; Agaricomycetes; Agaricales; Hemipholiotaceae.
UGGAUCCGUUGGCGGGAAUGGACGAUUCGUCGACAGAUGACGAGACCGCAUCGCAAACUACUGAGGAUGACCCCCAAGUGCCUGAAAACCAUCCCCCGCAGCCUCCGGAGCCGACUCCUGCACCGCUCCCCGUUCAUCCACCUCCACCGCCCGCUCCAAGCACCACCCAGCGCGAAAAGCCCCACUACGCGCUGCGUAACACGUUGCGCGGCCAUACACAAUCAAUAUCAGCUGUCAAGUUCAGCCCAGACGGAAAGCUCCUUGCCUCGUGUGGCGCAGAGAAGGUCGUCAAAAUCUGGUCACCUGAGACUGGAGAGUUCUUGAGAAAUCUGACAGGACACACACAAGGGCUCUCAGACAUUGCUUGGUCGUCGGACAGUGUACAUCUUGCAUCUGCUUCGGACGACACCACUAUUCGGAUCUGGGAUGUCGAAACAGGUCUGACCCACAAGCUGCUCAAAGGCCAUACCAAAUGGGUGUUCUGCCUCAACUACAAUACCGCCUCGAAUCUCCUCGUAUCUGGUGGCUGCGACGGGGAUGUUCGAAUAUGGAAUGCAGCGCGAGGAAAGUGCAUGAAGACACUACACGCUCACAUGGAUUAUGUCACGGCGGUGCACUUCAACAGGGACGCGACACUCAUCGUAUCCUGUGCCCUGGACGGGCUCAUGCGGAUAUGGAAUACGAGCGACGGACAAUGCUUGAAGACGCUCGCCGAGGGGCAUGAUGCAAUUUGGCAACACGUUCAAUUUUCACCCAACUCAAAAUAUAUCCUAUCCACCGCUCACGAUAGUGCGAUCCGAUUAUGGGACUACCAAACGACGCGCUGCUUGAAGACUUACACCGGCCACGUAAAUUCGAAAUAUUGCAUCUCCGCCUGCUUUAGCGUCACUGGAGGCAAAUGGAUAGUCGCUGGGAGCGAGGAUCACAAAACCUACAUUUGGGACCUCCAAACCCGCGAGAUUGUCCAGGUUCUCGAAGGACAUACGGGUAUUGUCGUCGCAGUGGCGGCCCAUCCCACGCAGAACAUGAUAGCUACGGGUUCGAUUGACUCUGACUUGGCGAUCAGGAUUUGGGUUGAUCCGGGACCGAGACCAGGGGCCCUCAGAAACUUGAGGUGAG